This is a messenger RNA of Brassica rapa (field mustard), 5937 nucleotides long. RefSeq lists its product as uncharacterized. The record is from RefSeq and is a predicted model, not a curated record. Lineage: Eukaryota; Viridiplantae; Streptophyta; Magnoliopsida; Brassicales; Brassicaceae.
AAAAAGGAAGAAGAAGAAUAAGUGAGCAAGAACAUUACUUUUGAAGUUGUAUUUAAUUUAAAAAUGAAUUAUUCAUUUUCAGGGUUGGGCCAAGGUUUGGGCUUUCGCGUACUUGGCAUGUAGUGCUGACACUCCUUUGAGGCUGAUUCAGAGCUUUUCAACUUUCAAUGUAGUUGUUCGAAAACAGGACAGCAAGGUUCUAUGUUUUGUAUGUAGGAAAAGAUUUUGAGAGUCUUGUCUUCACUUUCCUUGCUGUUUCUUUGGAGUUUGUGCUGGAAACCUCUAUUGGUAAGUAACAUGACUGAUCAGGGAUGUAUUAGAAACCUGUUAAAAAAACUUAAAUGACUUGAUCUGUGACAAAGUAAUAGGUCCUACAGUCCACCUCAACGCUUCCAUGGUACUAUACCUUCCAGAAGCAUCUUCUGUAUAUCUACACUAACAAGCCACCAGAUUAUAGUUUCUGGCUUUGGCAAGCUUCAGCUUAUUAUACGUUUAUGUUUUUACAUGUGAAACCUGAAACUAACGAAACAAAUCUAACCUAUACUAAAAGGGUUAUAUGAGGAGUAGAGAAGCUGUCCAGGUCAGCCAAUUAAAUCAUCCAAUCACAGAUAGUAUUUUGACCACGUCAUUGAGGCAAUCUCGAGACUGAUUAAUAGUGGGCUUAUUUGUGUGGGUUUAAUUUAUUUUCCCAUGGCCCCAAAUUUCUCACAUUUAGCAAAAACCUAAUCUUCCUCCCAACUGAUUAAUCGUCUCCGGCCUUUCCUCUCCGUCGUUGUCGUUUCACUUCUGAGUCAUUUAACAUUUUCUUUACUCUCUCUUCUUUUAUGGUUUCGUUCCAACUCCCUACGUUUCUCCUCCUAUAUAAAGUCUUUUGUAUCAACCAAAAACCUACAGCCUCACGGAAAAAGACAAAACUACUGCUGCUAAAUCCACCAGACACUCUCCCGUCUACAGCUGUGCAGCCGAGGAGGUUUCAAGCAGUGGUUCCAUGGUCGGUGCUUUAGUGGCUACCUCCGACUGGUUUACUGAUGGCAGCCAGGGUUUGCAAACAAUGACAGAGACAGAGGAAGAUGUGGAAACCUGCGGAGGAGUAGGGUUCCGAACGGAGCUCAAAGUAUUCAUAUCAGCUUCCUAAGGUAUGGAUUUUAAAGUCUGUAAUAAAUUUGAAACUUCUUGCUACGGUUCAAGGUGUUGUUGUCUACCUUAUGCAGCAGGACAACGUCAAACGUUUUCCUUCCUUUGACCAUUCUAAUUAUAGCAUAUCUUCAGGUCGAUUAAGGACUAGAUUCACUAUAUCAUUGUUUGAGAAUGAGAUCAUUAACCUAAACUUUCAGGUUUAUAAUAUGUUCAAGCUCUGAUUACUUGCAGCUCUUCUAAUUCAUUGUUUAUUCUGCUUAAAUGCAUAUGCAACAACCGGAAUCAUGUGUAUAUGUUAUGUUUUGCAUGUAUUAGCUUUCGAAAAAGACUUUGCAAGUAGAGAUGUUGAAGCUUUUGCAUCUGUUGAUAAAUUCAUCGAAACCAGUGGUGGAGAUUCUGCUGAUAACAUCAGUUGGAUUUUAUAUGGCUUUUGAUGGAGUCAAUCUUCUUGGUCAUGAUACUUAAGAAAUAUUUGAACAGCGUUGGUUAUUACUUAAUUAACUCUUUCUAUUUAUAAAUCUAAUAUACAACUCAACCUUAAUUUUUUUUUUAUGUAUAGAUUGUCUUCUAUGUGUUUAGUCCUUCGCUAUUGGAAACCGUUUAGCUGGUAGCGUAACAUAUGAAAGCUUGGUGAACAUCUGGGUUGUAUUCUCAUCACUAAGCCUUCUUCGCCUAGAUCUUCGUGGUCUCAUUGUUGGUUGAUGUGCGGCUGGGAAUCUGGGAAUAUACCAUCAAUCAUAAUCCCAACUGUUUAUAAAGACAAAGGAGAGGUCUAUUUGAAGAUCCUGAGAAUUGCCACAAAUAUGGAAUGGGUUAUGUUGCACUCUCCAUGGCCGUAAGUAGUCAUCUCACUUCUUCAAAGUUUUAUCGGUGUAUAUUUUAUUUUUGGCAUCAGCCACCAGCUAUACAUAUAUCAUACAGCUAUACAAUGAAGAAAUAAUAAUUUUCAAUUUAUAUAUUUUGUUUUCAAAAAGAAUUAUAACAAUCUUAGUUGUAACAGAUGUAGCUGAGAUUUUGUAACAUACACACAAUUCCCAAAAAUCACCAAGAACCCUUAUUGUUGCACACCUGAAAGAAUAGUUGAUCACGAGUAUGUUUCAAUGAAAAUCAUAAAUCUUCUUUCUGUAAAAAGAAAUAAAAACCCUUUGAAGACUGUUUACGAAGUUGCAGUCGAGUGCUUUGGUUUGGAGAUUUGAAUUACAGAGUUUCUUUAUCCUAUUAAGAGAUGAGUAUUUCUAGAGACAAUGAUUGUGACACACUACUUGAGAAAGACCAGGUUUUGUAGUAGAAAUUAUCUUUAAAACUCAAAUCUUUAUUGAAGACCAAGAUGAGUGUUUCUCUCGAAACUCAGAUUCUCACGCCGGAGAAGCCACUAAGUCUAAAGAAAAACUAUGUACUCAUGCUUGGUUGGUACUAUCCAAAACUCUAGAAACACGUUUUUGUGGUGUGUUUGGAAUGUUUUCAGGUUUGAUCUGAUUCCAUGAGGAGGAGAAGGAAUAGAACUUUCUUAUACUCUAGGAGAAUCACGGUUUUCAGAUCACAGACCGGUUUGUGCAAAUAUUUGCAGGAGAAGUUGUUGUGAAGAGUCUGAGAAACAUAGAUAAUGUUAUUCAUGUGCGGCUGCAAGAUUGGUUGAGGAUUGCACUCCAAACUCAUAGUUUUAACUAAGAUUAUUAUAGUUCUUUUUGAGAACAAAAUAUAUGAUUUUUAAUAGUAAUUUUUCCUCAUUGUGUGUAUGGUUAAUUUUUGGCAUCAGCCGUCAUGAUACAUAUAUGUACUUCAAUGUUAUCAGAUGAGAUCUGUUUGCAUAUGAAGUUAUUGACACUCAACUUUCCAUUAAAUCCAACUAUGACACCUGCAAAGUCCCAUUGAUUUUUCGUGAGAAGAAGAAGAUUAUGACGAUGAGGUCUCUACACUUGAUCAAUAACUAUUCACCCUUGCAGUAACGAGUAAUUACUGUAUUAUGAGUGUGUAACAUGUUAGGAGGUGGACAAAGUCAAUAGAAGAAUGGUUUUACUGUCAGAGUAAAGGAGUGGAAAAGAAAUAAUUGAAAAGAGAAAAUAAAAAUGAAACUGGAAGUAAAGAUUUAUUUUUAAUAUAGAAAAUAUUAAUCUACAAUUAUUCUUUUGGAAGUAAAUAAGCCGAAAAUCAUUUUCAGUUGAUUGGUUGAAAAUAGAGUAAUUUAACAAAACAAUGUUUAUACUAAUUUAUUUACUUUAUGCAUACUAGAAAAACAUUCAAUAUUUUGUUUCUCAAUGCAAAUUCUUCGAAUUAUAAAUAAAUAAAUAAAUAUUUUCACGUAAACCAAACUAGAAUAUUUCAGAAACUAUACUAGCUAAGUGAUACAUUAAAAAUCUAAGAUAUGUGUGAAAAUAAUUUAUAGAAUCAGUUUUACAAUUAUUACUUUUUAAAUACUGAUUUUUUAAGUUUAUAAACACUUUAAGUUAGCAUUAACGAAAUGUUGAUGUUAACUUUUAAAAGUUGUUCUACAACAGCCAUAAGUCCUGAAGACAUCAUAGUAAGUGUAUCAACUCAUAUAGAUUCUAAAAAUCAUAAAUAUUUUAUAAUCCUGUAAAUUUAAGUUAAAUUGUAAGUAAAAAUUGCAAGCUUAGUGAUUUAAAGUAAAAAAUAUAUAAAUCAAUUGAGAUUAAAAAUAUAUUUUUAUAAUAACCUAAAUACGUAAGAAAAAAUAUUUUGGAUAAUAACUAAGGUUUAACAAAUUCUUUAUUCAUUUCACAUUUGACCAUCAUCUCAUACAUAUUUUAGAUAGUAAAAAUAAUAUAUUGUGAGUCUUACUCAUAUCAAAUUUAAUUUACUAUUUAUAUUCUUAUAACAUAGAUGUAGUGUGUCAUAUAUAUAUUAAAUACAAUGUUAGUUAAAUAAUUCCGGGCGUAGCCCGGAUAAAAUCUCUAGUAAAACUAAAAACUUAAGAUAACACAAGAGGAAACAUGAGAAAGCUCUACAUUUACACAACAAACAGAAGAAGACUCUUCAUUUUCUUAAUUUGAUAGUAAAGUCAUUGCCUCAUUGGGGUAUGUACUUCAACCACGCGGCAUGGGGAAGCUCAAAUUGUUUUUGAGUUUCGAUAUUUUGAAACAUCACGGUCAAAUUAAUGUCAGAUAAGAAACCUCUUGCUAUUCCCUAGUCCAAACUCCCAAGUCACAACCUUGGUGGUUCAGUAUGUAAAUAUAUAAGCGAAUCAUUGUCUUCCUCAAGACACAGAACUUGGUUUGAAAACACUCUUCCGCUAUUCUUUUUCCUCAUUAUUGUUUUUUCUUUCCAAUGGAGGAAACAAAGUUUAGUCUGAGACUUCUGGUUGAUGAGAAGAGAAACAAAGUUGUUCUGGCUGAGGCUUGUAGGGACUUUGUUGACGUCCUAUUCAGUCUUCUAACACUUCCCAUGGGCACCAUUGUCAGACUUCUCGAGAAGCAUAACCAGCAGCCAAUGAGAUUAGGGUGUUUUAACAACAAUUACAAAAGUGUUUCAGAUAUGACCAUCGACGAUUUCGAGACUGAGGCUUGCAAAACUAUGUUGCUUUAUCCGAGGAGCACUAAGGAAAUCCAUUGCAGGAGGCUGAAGCUGAACGUAGAUGAUACUGAAGCUACAAAGUUCUUCACAUGCCCACGUUUUCCUAGGAGUUGCAGUAAGUACAGCAACUUUAACACUUCGAGGUGUAGCUGUGGAGGUUUGAUGACAAGAGAGUUUCAAGUUUCAGAGGAAGAUCAACUCGGAAGCCCAAUAGGAAAUAAUGAAGAUGGAGUGUUUGUUAGCUGUCGUUCCUCUUACAUUGUCACUGAUGAUAUGAGAGUGACUUUGAGCUCUCUAGGUGUUAUUUCAAAAGAGCUUAAUCUACUAGGAUAUGCAGAUUUUGAUGACGUUAAAGAGAUUCUUCUUGAUGUUGGCACUCAAGAGGUACCAUCUUCUUACCACACCAUUCAUUUAUUAUGGAUAUGAUUCUUUAUUCUAAUCUAGUAAUCUUAUCUAAAUGUGUAGGUGCUGACUCUACUUGGAAACUUUUUUGCUUCGGACUUUCCGUUAUCACGUACAUUCCUCGGCAAAGAUUUUCUAAAAAGGCCGUCUACUCAUGCAUUAGACGUUGGUUGUGUAAAAGGAGGCCAUGACUGUAAUGUGAAGAUAUUUGUCAGAAAGUCUGACAAGAAGAUUAUCUAUGCAGAGUGCAGUGAAGACUUUAUUGAUUCUCUUCUUGGUUUUCUUGUUCUCCCUCUUGAGUUGGCAUGGUCAUUAACUAACGACGGUUCAGUUUUGGGUUGGGUUGGGAAUUUGUGCCGAAGUGAGUGUAGAGAAGCUUCUUCAGCUUCCACUCCCUUGGCGGUACCUUAUUAUUAUUUAUUUUUUUGAAUUGAAUAUUAAAUUGAAUUCAAAAGAAAAAGACCUUUUUACAUCAUGUGACCUUUCCUAAACUUGUGUGUUAACUCCAUCCCUUUCCUAUAUCAACUUCACAGAUUUUUCAAAAAUUAUAAAACUUCUAUCUUGUAGCAAACCAAUACUGCACCCUUCUCCCAUCUUGAUAUCACCUCUUCUUUGUAUAAUGGUAAGCUUGUUCCUCAUGUUUUUAUCCAGCAACUUUGCUAAGAGUAUCGAUGGAGUUACAGCCUCUCCAUGACGUCUCCUAUUCCUCUCUCUCCAUAUCAUAUACACUGCUGCUUGAAACAUAUAUUUUAUCAGGAACAACUGCAUCUUCCCCCUUGUCAAAUCUCUCAUUAUCCUCAAUAAGCCUUCCCAUCUCUCUGUGUAUGCACCUCGCAAAAUACCUUUCAUCAACAUUCCCCAAACUUGAGC